Messenger RNA from Pseudomassariella vexata, 1707 nucleotides. RefSeq lists its product as uncharacterized. The coding region runs from base 1 to 1707 and encodes 568 amino acids. Lineage: Eukaryota; Fungi; Ascomycota; Sordariomycetes; Amphisphaeriales; Pseudomassariaceae. The record is from RefSeq and is a predicted model, not a curated record. The transcript has a single exon.
AUGGCUGGUUACCAAGGGUUCGUCCAGCUUAGCGGGAACGGUCCGCAAGCGCCUGGGCAGGCACGCCCCCCAGGACCUCCAAUGAACCCUCCGCCGCCGCCGAGAGAUUUCCUACCAAUGGAGUUGCGAAAUAACCGUCCAUGGCAAGAGAUCUCGGAUGUUAGUCAACACUUCGUGUCAGACAACGACAUGCGCGAGGCUCUCACCGAGUACUAUACUAUCCGCUUCGACAAGAUACCCGGAAAGUAUAGUAUAGAUGGGCAGCUGGUGAAACCGAGCUGGGAAAAGGCACUGAAGACCGAAGUCCGUGGUCAAAGCAGCACAGAUACCGCCAGGCAGAUCCGUCAAUUAGACCAGACGACAGGAGACGUCAUGAAUAAAAAGGCCUCUCUCAGUCCCGUGCUUCAACAACACAUUGAUACCGCCUUGAACGACCUGUUGACCAGCGAUCAUGAUCCUGCCAACUUUCAAUGGAUUCUCGCCCAGAUAGACCACCAGCUCAAGCGCCUCGAUCGUGUCGCUAAGAAUAGGCACUGCAAUCCCUCGGCUAGGAGGUCGUCCCAUCACAAAAAAAGGCAAUGGGAAAGAGUGGCGAUUACCGCGUAUUUCAAACGCACUCCGCGACCAACUGUCAACAUACAAACGUUGUAUAAUGCAACACAGAGGAUGGCGAAAGUCAUACUUCAACCGAACAUGAUGCAGGGUCAUCCGCAAACGUUCCAGCAACGGGCUCAGCAGCACGGCCAACAGCACGGUGGUGCAGAGAAAGGCCCGCCGCCGCCACUGCCGUUCGGGGCACGUGGACAAGGAGGACCUCCAGGUGGCAAUUGGCCUUUACCCAAAGACGGUGGUCCAAAGAAAGGCCUACCCCCGCCGCCGCCACUUGGAGGACGUGGACAAGGAGGACCUCCAGGUGGCCAUAAGCCUUUACCCAGAGGCGCUGGUCCACAAGGAUAUGGUGGGCCUCUAGGAGGUGGUCGCCCCGCAGGAAUCGCUCUAGGCCCUGGGAAAAAGCCGGCCCCGAAAGUCAUCAGCGACGACGAAUCUAUUAGUGACGGCUCUGACCGCUCCUCCUCUACUGCAAGUUCAUACUCCUUGCCGGGGACAUACACAACCUCGCGGUCGUCAAACUCAUCAGGCUCCAAGCGAGGUCGCAAGAGGAACCAGAGCCGACACCGAAGCCGAAGCCGAAGCCACGUGAGAAAGGGUCGAACACGGGAGACUAGUCGGCACUUCGGGAUUGAUGGCCCCAGGCAGCACUCUAGAAAUGAGGGCAACUUCAUCGUCGACAGUGGCCGCAGAAGCCCUAUUAGCCUUCUUAGUCCUCGGCAAAUGUCUAGGGCACCUGGGUCUCCCAUACGCUUCGUUCACACAACGUCGGCGAGUGAUAUCGAGAGGAUCAGGGAGGCUGCCUUUUUAGCCGGGAGAGUCCACGAGAAAGCGAACCAAAUAGUAGAUGACGAACGCGAAAGACGCCAAAGGCCAACUCCAUCUCCUCCACCGCCUCGGAUUGUCCAGAUGCCGUCAGGGGUUCGCAGAGUCGCAAUUGAUACUAGCCACAUCCACCGUCCCAGGUACGGAGGGCUCUCAGACGAUGGACUUCACUUCGACGCUUUGUCUUUGGACGAGUCUGAAUACGAGCGAGAGCUUCGUCGUCAUGACAAGGCUCGUCGUCGUGAUUUCGAUAUUUCACCGAGGUAUUUUUGA